GCCAGGAUGAGCACUAGGCUGACUCCAGCAAGAGCGAGCUCUGCAGCCAGGCACUGUGAGAGCAGUUGGGAAGGAAAAAUAGGAAACAUCCGGUUUUGCUGUCCAUGUGCCUGCUGACCAGGUUUCAAGAGCCACAAGAACCUGUGACCAGAAAACACCUUGACGAUGACAAGGAAGAUCUUCACCAACACCAGGGAGCGAUGGAGGCAGCAAAAUGUCAACAGCGCCUUUGCCAAGCUGAGGAAACUCAUCCCCACCCACCCGCCAGACAAAAAACUGAGCAAGAAUGAGACACUCCGGUUAGCUAUGAGAUACAUCAACUUCCUCGUCAAGGUCCUGGGGGAGCCAGGCCUGCAGCAGACAGCAGUGGUGGCAGGGGGCAGCAUCCUGGGGUUCUUCCAGCAAGCCCCAUGCUUGCAAAGCAUGGAGGAGCUGACACUGAUUGAAAACUGUGGUGUGUCCUCUCCCGGCAUGAGCAGCAAUAUAGUAGAGUGUUGGUCAGAGACAUCAUCUCCCUAGCAGACAAUGAGACAUGCAGUCUUGGUGUUAGUCUGAUAGACCGUCUCUUUUUGCAAAAUCUGUGGGUUGUUCCUCUAUGUAUUGUGAUUAUUUACUUAUAUUUAUUACUGGUUUAUUUGGUAUGCAUUUUUAUUUAAUAGGAAAGGAAAUCCUUGGUCAGCCAACAACCUGGAAGACCAGACAGAGAACUUGCAGCCCCUGGGAACUGGGAAUGACUCACUGCUGUCACAGCAGAGUCCAAGCCAGAAGGGCCUUCUGCCCUGAUCUCCUCCAUAAAUCACGCCAUAGAAAGUCAUCCAGUGUUUCUGGUAGGGAAAGAGAUUGUUCUCCCAUGCUAUUUCAAGGAAACACUACUGAGCUUAAGAAUGAUGACUGCACCACAAAUUUGUCCAAGACAGACAUCUGGCCUCAGUAGUGAAAGAUUUGGAGACGUGAUAUUUGCCACAGUCCUCCCCCAGUGGUUCCAGAGGCUAACUGCACUCACUCUUGAGCUUGUGAAUCUUAUUUCCAGCUUGAUUCUUUUUUUUGAAAAUACAAGUCCUAGCCCUUGAACCUGGCUACAUCUUUCUCAAUCAGACUGGAGGGAUCCCUAGUGUCAGAGCAAAAUGCAUUAAACAAACUUGAACAUUAGGUUAAAGCAAAAAUGCUAAUUCAAAAUAAAAGAAGACAUAGUCAUAGAUGAGUUUCAGUGUGUUCAACAGGCAGAGCAAACCUCCUCCGUAGCAGUCACAGUGUGCAUGUGAAAGAAGCUGUUCAGCUACCCUCCAGCAGCCUUAAAAGCCCAUCAAACAGGUUGGUGGCUAAAUGUCUUUGCCCUUCAACUGCUGCAGUAAUGGGGAAGGACUUCUUUUGGGAGGGAGGUGCCAGGAGAAAGGCCUCCAUGAUGCACUGUGAAAACCUUCCUGGAAGUGCCAGUGAGCAGUGCCCAUUCCUGUGCCAGGGUGCAGAAGCAGCUGGAGCAUGUCAGGGCCUGGCAGAAGCUGCUGGGCAUGCACCAUGGGUGCACCAUGGUGCCCCUUCAGCACAGCACUGUGUAUCACGGGUCUUGGGCAUCGAGUUCCUGAACCAGCCCUGCUUUUGCUGCCAUGGGAGGCAGAACCGAGCUGCACACAUCCUUGCUGUCACCUGUAAGACCCUGGUGCUGUGAUGCUAGGCUGUGUGAAGUUGGAUUAUGUCUGCCCCAAGUGGGGUACCAAGACCAUGGUCAAGACUAGGGCCAUGCUGACUGUGUACCCAGCUGACUGCCUUUAAACUCCCCGCUUUCAAGUGCUGUAGUUGAGGUUCCUCCAUCUGGACACUGUUCCAAAUGGGCUGAUGGAGCAAGGACAAAGAAAUUGGUGUAAAUGUCUUCCCAUUUGAUUCAGUGGGUCAGUUCCCUGUAGGGAAUGCCAACCACCAUGCUGUAGGUGUUUAGAUGAUAAGCAGGAUGAAAAGAGUUUUCACGAAGGUGGGUUUUGCCCACAAAUCAAUUUAAUUUCCUGAUCGAGUUAUAACCUGUGCCAGCAAAGGUCUGGACUGCUCAUGCAAGUUAUAAAGCUGCCUAGAGCAACAGAAAAAAUGACCAGGUUUAAGUAGAACUGCUUCCUCAUCAGAUCCUGCUCCCACUGACACAGGUCCUUUUGACUUCCAUGUGGACCAAGGUACAUGUCAAUGCUUAGAAAAGACAACUAUUCACCACUGGUGAAGAAAUGGAGCUCCCAUGUGCCAAGGCAUGUCCCUGGGCUGUUUCUGUUUAUUCAUGAGACAAUGAGCUUCCCUCAGGAAGCAGAGAUAGAGUUUGUUCGUGUAACACGUACAGGCCUUCUGCAUGAAGGGAUUUGGCACCCAAAGCUGGGCUGCCUUUUAAAGCCUCACCAACUACCAGGUGCACCAAAGAAGCCAGGGCUGGCUCCUUCUGAGCAUGUACUAGGCUGUCCUGUGCAUUGACAAAGACCAAGGUCAGACAGGAGCACAUCUUACCCCAUCCAGGGCUGGUGCUGUAAGGUACAGGCAUGCCAGUGGACAGAGUUUGACCAAAAGGAAAAAAAAAAAAAUUAAAGGGUUCAUGGUGAUUUCAUUUUCUUUCCGAACACUGCUAAUCUUCAGUUUGCUUAUCCCUGCUUUUCUGAGCUGUCAGAGCUGAGGACUGCACUGGAGAGCAGCUCAGUGGAAACACACCAAGACUUUUGCACGGUUCGUGGAAUCAGUACUGCUUUCUCCCCACCUCUGCCCCCUUUAAUGUUACUGAAUGGAGUCAAAGUCUCUUCUGCACAGUGCUUCAAAGGUAAUGAGCCAAGUCCUCCUCCUAGGUUUCUGUUGACUUGCUGGGAGUUACAGCAGGAUAAAUUAGUCCAAGUAAAUCAGAGCACUUACUGGUAAAGUGUGGUGGUGCUAUUUUUUCUAUCAGCCACUUGCUAUCCUAGGUCACCAAGGCAAGCCAAAACAUUUUGUGAGCAGAGUUAUUGUCCAGGGAAGGGGUAAGAAAACCUGGCAAUUUUGUAAUGUAACAUGCUUGUUAUAUUUUGUACCCUAAAAAGCUUCUCUUGUUACUGCUUUGGUUCAUAUCAGCACUUUCUUUGUUCUCCUUUCCAUUUAGGAGCUCCCUACUCUCAUGUUCAGCAUGUAUUUCACUAGAUCUAUCUACCAAAGAUUCUGUUUUUUUUUCCAAGUUUCCUCUUUGUAUUUUGUGGAUUUCUUAUCUGUAUGAUCAUGAACAAAUAUGGUGUAACUGACCACAUUUUGUGCUAUAUGAUGUUAUUUAACAUCUAAUAUAUUAAAAAUAAAUUAUUUAAGAAAUAAAUCUUUGUCUUUUUAAACUUCUAUAAAAUUUCAUUUUACAUUUGCAUGCCAUUUGGUAGAGGAUACGAAAAACAUUACAAUGUAGUUUCCAGUAAUUGUUCUACUGUUCAGCACUUACACCCAAGUCUUGAUGUUAGAAACAACAUUAUCAGAUGAUGAAGAAUGACAGGAAUUCUUUGUUUAUUACAAUUUCUUACACUUUUUGGUUGAAUUGUAUUUUAAUCUACCUGCUAAGAAGAUUUUGACCAGCUCUUG
Molecule: messenger RNA, 3552 nt
Organism: Harpia harpyja (harpy eagle)
Lineage: Eukaryota; Metazoa; Chordata; Aves; Accipitriformes; Accipitridae
Gene: TAL2
Product: TAL bHLH transcription factor 2
Exons: 2
Coding region: 166-519 (117 amino acids)
Biological process (GO): regulation of transcription by RNA polymerase II
Molecular function (GO): RNA polymerase II cis-regulatory region sequence-specific DNA binding; DNA-binding transcription factor activity, RNA polymerase II-specific; protein dimerization activity
Source: RefSeq, a predicted model, not a curated record